Pseudo-nitzschia multistriata is the source of this 1555-nucleotide messenger RNA. The record is from the annotation of a GenBank genome assembly. Lineage: Eukaryota; Bacillariophyta; Bacillariophyceae; Bacillariales; Bacillariaceae.
CACGAGGAAAACAAGAACGUCGUUGAGCAGCGCUGAUCGAAGAAAGAACGAAACGGAAACGUCUCACAUCCACGCAAUGCAACGAUGGUUCUCUCCGUCUUCCAAUCGAUCGGUCGAUAUCGCCGUCUGCUGGUCGGUUUAUUGGCGACAGCGUCUUCCUCUUCGACCAAGCAGAAAUCUCGGUCUCCGAAACUUUUCACCUACCAACGAAGGCUGCCGCCUCUGGAAAGACUCCCGGCUGUUUCUGCUUCUGUUUCCCCCGUUUCCGACCAGACCGGAAAGACGAAACAAGUGCUGCCACCUCCACCAAACGCAUCCUAUGCCAACUCCAUCGGCGUCGUCUACACCAACGACGUCGACGUUGCCUUUCGGUGGGCCCAGAAACACCUCUGGAGCGACACCGAGGCUCCGAAGAUCCUUGGCUGGGACAUGGAAUCCUCGCCACGCCUGCCCUGGCGCGAAUCGAGUUACGGAAGCGACACACACUUCGGCCCCGCAACGAUCCAGCUGAGCACCCCCACCGAUUCCAUGGUCUUUCAGAUCGCCCAGGACGGGUUCGGUCCGAUCCACGAAACGACGGGACUUCCGGGGUUUCUCCACGACAUUCUAGACGACCCGAACCUCAUCAAGACGGGGGUUGGAAUCGACGAGGACAUGGUCGAGCUCUACCGCUGGUGCCGCGGCAUCGGGGUCGAAGAAGAGCGACUCUCCUGGGCGACGCGCGGGGGCGUCGACACCGGCGUCGCGGACCGGCCCGUGGAGCCACCCCUGCGCCGGUUCGAUCUCGGUGGAAUCGGUUCCAGCAAGCCGGGGGGCACGAUCGGGCUGGCCCGGCUAGUGGCCGGGAUCCUGGGCGUCGGCAUUCCCAAGUCCAGCAAGCUGGCCCGGAGCCACUGGUCCGCGGCCCCCCUCCGGGCAAGGGAGGUGGACUACGCCGCCCGCGAUGCCUGGGCCGCGGCCGCUGUUCUGCACCGCCUCUGCGAGCUCGAUCCGUCCCGGUUUUCUCCGAUCUCGAUCCUGCAGAGGCUGGCCGAGCUCGAGGGGAGCAAAGGCACGAAGAACAGGAUCCGACCCAUCGGCGAGGUCUCCGACCGCGCGGUCCAGAGGAAGGCCGUUAAGCUGGAAUGGAAGGCACUGAAGCCGCCGCGGCGGCGGAACGAAGACGGGAUCGAGGUUCCGCAAACGACCACAGAGGCAGACACCGAGCGGCUCGGGAUUCUGGCGGAACAGAUGAAGGCCCUGGCCCCGAUGCAACCCAUUCCGUACGAGAUUGAGGAAUCGCUGGGGGUGAAAAUACCCUGAGUUUCGCCGGGCCGGUGGUGCCGAACCAACGAACGAACGAACGAAGAAUGCGUGCAUUUCGUGUGGAGGAGAUGGGAGAAAAGAGAUCCACGGCAGGCAUUAUGGACCAACUCUUUCGAAUCGAACAGGCUGAAUGGGAAGAAAGCACUAAUGAAUCGUGCUCAAGGCUGGUGUAAAGAAGCAUGCUAGCCUCAAAGACUGGGCCUUCACACGACUAUGGCUUAAAAAAAGAGAAAAAAGUCUUUUAUAAUAC